Molecule: messenger RNA, 412 nt
Organism: Malaclemys terrapin pileata
Lineage: Eukaryota; Metazoa; Chordata; Testudines; Emydidae
Product: dnaJ homolog subfamily B member 2-like
Exons: 4
Coding region: 1-375 (124 amino acids)
Biological process (GO): protein refolding; positive regulation of proteasomal ubiquitin-dependent protein catabolic process
Cellular component (GO): endoplasmic reticulum membrane; cytosol
Molecular function (GO): Hsp70 protein binding; ATPase activator activity
Source: RefSeq, a predicted model, not a curated record
AUGGUGGAGUACUAUGAAGCCCUGGGCAUUCCCCGCAGCGCCUCCUCUGACGACAUAAAAAAGGCGUACAGGAAGGCGGCGCUGAAAUGGCACCCGGAUAAGAACCCGGAGAACAAGGAACACGCCGAGCGGAAGUUCAAAGAGAUUGCGGAGGCCUAUGAAGUGCUGUCGGACAAGAGCAAGCGCGACCUCUACGACCGCUACGGCAAGGACGGGCUCACGGGGGCCGCGUCUGCUUUUCCCCCAGGGACCGGGGAUCCCCGGGGUGGUGCAGGAGCUCCGGGCUUCACCUUCACCUUCCGCGGCGCGGACGAGGUCUUCAGAGAGUUCUUUGGGGGACGAGAUCCUUUCGCCGACUUCUUUGGUGAGCAUUAGCCCAGUCUGGCGUCCUCCUGAGGUGAGGUGGGCCAAG